AUGGCGACGAUGCAAAAGAAUGCUGCUCCAACUUGGCACAACAACGAGAACAACACGGUGACACCAAUGGACACCACCGAGCCAUCAGCUACCACGGUUCCCCCUCAGAAUCCCGGUGAAAUUGGGGUGAUACGUUUGCUAUCGGAGAGACUACAACAGCCGUCUGGGAGUGGACCAGAAGCUCGAGCCGCAGAUGAACAACAGCAUCAUCCGCCUCGGCCGCUUCAACACUUCCCGCUCAUCCCAACUCCGAUACCACAAGCUACAUCUCUACUACAAACGCAGAUUACUCAAUUGUCUCAAUUAUCUCAACUCACACAACUAGCACAAUUACCACAGUUAGCCACACAACUCGCUGCACAACCACCGCCUCCUCUUGAUCCAUCGUUGUUCGCUCCGCCGGCCGGAUUCACGUGGCCACCGAUUGAUCCGAGUACGAUAGCUGCGUUGGCACAGGCUCAGCUAGCCUCGUCGCACGCGCAGUUCGUUUCGUUGGCUCUCACACUUGAUCCGACACUUUUAUCACACUUUUUGGCUACGCAACAGAUUCCACCCGUUCCGCAGCAGCCAUUAGUGCACAAAAGAGCGGAAAUGGAACUGCGAGUUGGCAAUCGUUUCCGCCUUGGACGCAAGAUUGGUAGCGGCUCCUUCGGCGACAUCUACUUGGGUCAGAACAUUCAAACCAACGAAGAAGUGGCCGUGAAAUUGGAAUGUGUGAAAUCAAAGCAUCCCCAAUUGCACAUUGAAUCCCGUCUCUACCGGAUAAUGCUUGGCGGAAUCGGAAUCCCCGAAAUUCGUUGGUGUGGUCUUGAAGGUGACUACAAUGUGAUGGUCAUGGAAUUGUUGGGUCCAUCGCUUGAGGAUCUGUUCAACUUUUGUCAAAGGAAAUUUUCAUUGAAAACGGUUUUAUUACUGGCUGAUCAAAUGUUGUCGCGUGUGGAAUUUAUUCAUUUGCGAGACUACAUUCAUCGUGAUAUUAAGCCGGAUAAUUUUUUGAUGGGUCUUGGCAAACGAGGAAAUCUGGUUUAUAUUAUUGACUUCGGGUUAGCAAAACGUUAUCGUGAUAGCAAAGCUCAACAUAUCGGUUAUCGAGAGAAUAAGAACUUAACUGGAACUGCCAGAUAUGCUAGUAUCAACACGCAUCGUGGAAUCGAACAAUCACGGAGAGACGACAUUGAGUCUCUUGGCUACGUGUUCAUGUAUUUCAAUCGGGGGACACUACCUUGGCAAGGAUUGAAAGCUGUCACAAAACGUCAAAAGUACGAGUUAAUAUCGGAAAAGAAGUGCUCGACGCGAGUAGAAGAUCUAUGCGCCGGAUAUCCAGACGCUUUCGUUCAAUAUCUAAGCUAUUGCCGAGGACUUGGAUUCGAGGAGCAGCCGGAUUACGGUUACCUGAGGAGCUUAUUCCGGACACUAUUCCAUCGUCAAGGCUUUUGCUAUGAUUAUGUGUUUGAUUGGAAUACUUACAAUUGA
Molecule: messenger RNA, 1473 nt
Organism: Caenorhabditis briggsae
Lineage: Eukaryota; Metazoa; Nematoda; Chromadorea; Rhabditida; Rhabditidae
Gene: Cbr-kin-20
Product: Protein CBR-KIN-20
Exons: 5
Coding region: 1-1473 (490 amino acids)
Biological process (GO): signal transduction; peptidyl-serine phosphorylation; endocytosis
Cellular component (GO): nucleus; cytoplasm
Molecular function (GO): ATP binding; protein serine/threonine kinase activity
Source: RefSeq, a predicted model, not a curated record